Molecule: messenger RNA, 5006 nt
Organism: Cyprinodon variegatus (sheepshead minnow)
Lineage: Eukaryota; Metazoa; Chordata; Actinopteri; Cyprinodontiformes; Cyprinodontidae
Gene: ubox5
Product: U-box domain containing 5
Exons: 6
Coding region: 1826-3496 (556 amino acids)
Biological process (GO): protein polyubiquitination
Cellular component (GO): nucleus
Molecular function (GO): ubiquitin protein ligase binding; ubiquitin-ubiquitin ligase activity
Source: RefSeq, a predicted model, not a curated record
UGAAAGUAGAUAUUCAUUAGAGAGAAAAUCAAUUAGAUUAGAAACAUAUUGUGAGGCUUUUUCCUCUUUAGUGAACACUACAGCUUUCCUGUAGGAUGUCAGGGCGUUGAAUUGGACAUGAAGCUUUCAUGAAUUUGUCUAUAUUUGUGCAUCAAUUUACAGCUUAAAGACAAAAGACUCACAUCAACUUCUAAAAAAAAGUUUUCAAGGUUUUAGGAAGAAAGUCGGGCCCAUAUUAUCUCAAGUCCUCCACCAUGCCCAACAGUGGGUGUAAGAUGCUUUUCCAUAGAUUGAGCCAUUGUUUCCACCCUAAAUCCAUCUGCUUCGGUUGUUUCCAGAUUCUCAGCAAUAUCAUCCGAACAAAGCACAUUUUGCUGUUAAAGUUGCAGUAACGAUGUUAAAUGUUAAUAUUUGUAAAUGUAGGACAAAAAAAUAAAAUAAAUUAAUAAUUAAAAAAACUCAAUGUCCCAGUCUAAUUGGCCUAAUUAACCCAACACACCUGCAAAGCCUUCAAAAUGUCUCUUACUGUAGGUCAGCAGGUUAUACAAUCAUUGGGAAGACUGUUGACUGGACAGAUGUCCAGAGAACGGUCUUUGACACCUUUCACAAGGGUGGUUAGUCAAAAACGUAAUUGCCAAAGGAGCUGGUUGUUCAAAGAGUUCUGGAUUCACACAUUAUAACAGAAAAUUGAGUGGAAGGAAGAAGUGUGGCUGGAAAAGGUGCAUCAGCAACAAAAUCCAUUAAAGAAUUUGGGGGUGCUUCACUAGCAGGUCAAGGAGGCUGGAGUUGGGGCAUCAAGAACCAAAACACACAGAUGAAUACUAAAGAUACGAUCGUCUGAUUCUGUUUCAGGCUCCUCCUGAACCAAAAAAAUGUCACGGGUGUCAAGGCUUUAAACAUUGUGGUUUAAAAACCAUUCAUAUUGUUUCUAUAUUUUAAAACCCUGGAACCACCGGACUUUUCUCUGUACAGGAACAGGAAGCACUGAGUAAUGUAGUGCUGUAAUGUAAAAUUGCGAAGCUGCAAGUUGUCACAUAAAAACCUUAAGACCACUGAAGUGUAGCCAUAAAAUGUAUAAUUUAUUGUAGAUGUUUGUUAUUUGAAAAGACCUUCCUGUAUAAAUAAAUGCAUAAAUGUAGGGAAUAUCAUUUGCCACCUAAUUUAAUUGCAUAAUGCGUGAAUAGUUUCUUGCAGUGCUGAUCUUAACUACAAAGGUCAUCUGGUUUAUGAAAUAGCAUUUCAUCAAGGCUAACAUAUGCUGCAGAGCUGCUAACCUGUCUCCUUUGAAUUUGAUUCACUUAGCUGCUUUAUAGUAAAUAUGGGAGAGAAAGUUACCAUUUUCCUUUUAGUGAAGGGAGAUGGAAGGAUGUUUGAUGUCGAUUGAUCAUUAAAUUUUUUUAGUUUGCAAGGCUUGUGUAAAAAUUUCUGUUCAUAUUAUCUUAAUUUUGUGAUUUGCUGAAUAAAAGAUGUUGCCUUGGCCUUAUGUUACCUGUACGUGACAGAAAGUAUUGUGUUGGUUUGUUUUUUCACUUUGUGCCUCGCAGGUUGGAAAACAUGGUCUUCAACCUCUGUCUACCACACUUUUCUACAACGGCUCAUUGCAACAAGGUGUGACAUGUUUUAAACGCCUAAUCUCAUAACUGUACAACCCCUCAAGCUCUGUGCAGAUGGUUAUGAUGUUACAAACAUUGUGUCAGCUGACCCUGCUCUACGGAAACGAGGAUUCAAGCUGGAAUACUUCCUACGCCCCCCUUUACAUGUGACAUUGAAGUUUGGCUUCCCCGUGGAGCUUUGCCGCGUCGAUGUGGAGCUAUGGCCCUUGGGAAUGGACAGGGGCCAAGCCUGCAGGAGAUUGGAGAUCAGCACAAGUUCAGAUACACCAACUCUGUCAAGUCGUGUGCCCGUUCAUCGACAGGACCAGAGUAAAAGGCAAAAGAAGGAGCAGAACAUAACUAACAGGCAGAAGCAUCGACAUGUCAUUAGUAAUGGCCAUCAAUGGAGUGUUCAGGCCCAGCAGUGGGGGACAGAAGCUCAAGACAGGCCUCAGCACACAGACUUCCAAUCUCAGUUGAACUCUGAAUCCAGCUGUUCUGAAUCAGAGUUCAAGCUGGUUGCUCGAUGUGAGCUCCGAGAGGAAACGCUAGUUUCAUUCAGCCACUCGAACUUUCGCGCCCGAGCUCCAUUCCUCUCCCCCGCUCCUCUACAGUCGGCAGCUUGUCGGCAGGAGAAGCUCUGGAGUCGGGGGCUGCCGUCGCUGGGUGCCGUGACGCAGCUUCGUGUCGCUGUGCCGUUCAGCGGUGCAGCAUCUUCCCUUGGGCUGAAGGCGCUGGCUGUGUGGGGGCAACCUGCUCGCUGCUGCCCCACGGAAGAAGUGGAGAGGAUUGAAAGAACCCACAAGGCUAAUGAAAGACGGGUGGAGCCUCCUGCGUUCUUUGCUCCUCCUAUCGGACAAACCAGACAAACACUCCAGGGCAACCUUAGCUCUGGCAGUAUUUCCAUCCCAGAUGAAUUCCUGGAUCCACUAACACAGGAAGUAAUGAUGCUUCCUAUGCUGCUUCCUAGCGGGAUGUCAGUAGAUACUUCAACACUGGAAGAAUACCAGAAGAGGGAGGCUACUUGGGGUCGGCAGCCAAACGACCCCUUCACCGGUGUCCCGUUCUCCUCCACCUGCCAGCCCUUGCCAAACCCUGAACUCAAAAGCCGAAUCGACCGCUUCCUCCUGGAGAAAGGGGUUGUAGGAAGGGAGGGGGCGCUGGGAGGACAGGACAAGGGGCAGAAUCCACAGGCUUCGAGGCUUGUAACUUCCAAUGGUCAGAGACAUUCACAGAGUUCUCCUGGUUUUAUUAAGGCCCCAGUGAACACUAACUCUACUCAAUUCACAACUAAAAUAGGAGGUACUAGUCAGACCUCUGCUGAGAUGGCAAAUACUGACUCAGGACCAUCAUCUACUAACAGAGAUGAAAAACCCAACACACACAUACUUUCAAAGGAUAAUAAUUCUUUGUUAAAAAGAGCAAAGAAACGAGAUCGGAGUGAAAUUUCAUCAGGAGAUUCAACAACUGAAAAACAACUGCUUCCCCAAAGCAAAAAUAUAAGAAAUAAUUCAGGUAUAGAGCUUAACGUCAGUUCCCACGAGCAGCUUCUCUCAGCCAGCCUUGAUGAGGCCCUCUUCUCUGCCCUGCAGGGCCGACCUUCCUUUACUUCAAACCUGCUCCACCACGGAGAAAGUACAUCACAGUCAACAAUAUGCCAAAGUUCAGGCUUUACAAGCUCGUCUACAGAUGGAAAGGUGUGCUCUCAGUGUUCCAGCUCCGUCUCCAUUUACUCUCCAUCAGCGUCUUCUAUCUACCGGCUGAUAUGUGGCCACUUGCUGUGCCGCGCCUGUGUGCAGAAAGAGACUAAGCCAUUAAACUCUGCCAAUAUCUCCAGUCAUAUUUUAUGUCCAUCUUGUCAAAGUCCUACCCCACGCUGUAACAUUACACGUGUCCAUCACUGAUGAAAGAUUUAUUGUGCAACAACUGUUUUUUUUCCCCCUGAUUAAUACUUGAAGAAAUAUACUUGUUGCUGUGAAUUCAUGUCUGCGGCUUAUUUAGCAGCAGUGUAUCUUAUUUUCAAGCUUUAAAAGUCUGUCAAAACUCUGAUGACAUCACCCUCUGUGUCCUCCACUGAAGGAAAGAACAGCACGGAUCUUUUCAUUGAGAUCGUAUAAAAAUAAACAUAUGCAUAAAUUCUUGUCCUCUUCCACCCCCUCUACCUUUCUGUUGGACUCUGUAAUGGCGGUGAAGUCGCAGCCUUGGUGCCGUCAUCUUUGUACAGAUGGGUGGAGGCGUGGCUGCACGGAGGAUGGAAAAAGAAUGAGGGGCAGCAACACUUGAGGUUGAUGGUGAGAAAAAUUUUAAGAGGGAAUAGAGCUGAUCCAAGGCUGGGUGGUCUUUGUGGAUAAAGCUGAAAGGGUCACGAUCAGCUAAUCGUUUUAUGUUUUACUCACCUUGUCCUCAUGUCUGGCCCCUGUCUCAGUUUGCUUUUUAAAUGAAGGCAGAACAUUUUAUGUAAAAAAACUCUUAGGAACCUAUAUGUUGGUUUAACUAGGAUAUAUAUUAUAAAGAGCUCUGUGAACCCACGAAAGACGAAAAAUUUCAUUUGGAUGCGGAAAUGGUGGAAUGGCCUCCACUCAUUACUGACCUCAGCUCUACUGAACACUUAGAAUCAAUGGAUAAAAGCAAUAGUGAAUUAAAAAAUGCAUGUUUCACACAAAUGUUGAAUUAUGUAUAGGUAGGGGCAUUGUUUUGAUAAAGAAAUUAUCGACCCAAACCACAUUUCCAAAUGUGUUUAUUUGUGACACUGGUUGGAUCAGAGAAAACCCACAAUAAGUUUUUUUUUUUUUAAGCAGUUUAAUGUUCUCUAAUUCUUCCCACCUGAAAAUGUCUGCACCUUUCUAAAAUAGUUUGACAUGUUAUUGACAAAAAAGAAAAAAGUAAUGGAGCUGCGGUGUACAAAAGUGUUAAUGUGAAGUUGUAGCUUGAACAUUUAUUUGUCUUCACAGUCAUAAACAGCAUCAUAUCUGUGUUGGUUUCCCUGACAACAUUAAGCAUAACCAAGGUCGUGAUCCUGUAUCCGCUCAGUUUAACUGGAAUCAGUAGUUCUGCAUCCGCAAUAAAGGCAUCAGCCUCACUGAUUCAGCUGGAGGCACAGAAAGUACCCAUAAAUAAAAAGGCUAAAUGAAACCUGCUGUGAUGUUUCUCUUCUGUUCAACUUUGUAUUUAACCCCAAUUUUAUUUAUCAGUGAAACUCUUACGUUACAGUUUUAAUUAGUGUUUCUUUAUGUGAUCAAGGAAGGAUUUAGAUAAACCAUGCAGGUUUUCUUUAUGUCUAAACUAAAAGUCUUAAAAGAUGCAAUGCAAUAGAAAUAUUGACCGUUUCAUUGUUUUUCAAAGCAAACUUCUUAAAAAAGGAGUGAGUUCCAUUAAUGGAUGAUGACUAAUAACUUGCUGUGUCUAACUUUCAGA